Molecule: messenger RNA, 2131 nt
Organism: Salvelinus sp. IW2-2015
Lineage: Eukaryota; Metazoa; Chordata; Actinopteri; Salmoniformes; Salmonidae
Product: T-lymphocyte activation antigen CD80
Biological process (GO): positive regulation of T cell proliferation; cell surface receptor signaling pathway; T cell costimulation
Cellular component (GO): external side of plasma membrane
Source: RefSeq, a predicted model, not a curated record
UACACUCAGUGUAUGUGUGUAUUUGUGUAUGUUGUCUCUGUGAGAUUUGAUUUGUAGUAAGAUUAUCUGAACCAUGAUGUAUUCUAUUCAGUAGAAGGGAAUCUACCAGACAGAUGAGAGAAAGGGCAAAAGUGGCAGCUAGAUUGGGAAGUAAAAUACAGAAGUCACCAAAAAAGACCCUGCCUAAUGUCUACCCUCACACCCACACAACCCCACAACCUAACUCUCUGGCAUAUCCCUCCCGUGACCUCUCUCCCUCUCUCUCAGAUGUCACCAUGGUGAUAGGAGAGGUGGGCGGGGCUGUGACUAUCCCCUGUACCUCAGACAUCUGUGAGAACGAUCUGGUCUUCAUGUACGUACAGAGACCUGGUUCCAACGGAAAUAAUUCCCAGUUCAUUAAUGGCUACCAUAUGAAUAAGGUCUUAGACCCUAAGGAGUACACUUACCGUACGAAAGUAGACCCCAAACAGCUAACAAUGACGCUGUUGAGUUUAUUGCCYUCAGAUGAGGGGCUGUACGAGUGUCACAUUCAAUACAAAACCAAGAAGAAGCAGGAGAACAUACAGCUCAAUGUGACAGCCAACUACAGCAUCCCCAUUGUAACGGUGGCCUGUGACAACGUCAGUUGCUUGGUGACGUGUUCCUCCGACAGUGGUUACCCUCUUAGGGACAUUGAGUGGAGCCUAAACCCUCCUCUGAACCAGAGCCAAUGGAGAGUAGUGAACAGCAGUGAAGUGAGAGACUCGGCCUCUAUGCUGUUCUCUGUCUUCAGUUCCAUAUCUGUCAACUGCUCCUCCGGACUCCGGCUGAACCUCAGCUGUGCUGUAAGGGGUGCCCUCUCACAGGAACACACUGUCUGCUGGCCUCAGACAGGUUCUCCUGGUGUGUAUGUGACCUCUGCCGUUGUGGCUGGUGCUGUUGCUCUGCUGUGUUUCCUGCUGGCUGGGCUGUUUGUCUUCAAGGAAAGGAAGGCUCGGACAGCCAGAGUUGAUCAAGAUGCGGAGGAAGCAGCAAGGCCAGCCGAAAGAGUACAGCUCACCUGUAGGAACCUAGAUUCCUAAUGGAACUUGGAGUCUGUAACGUUGCACAUUUGGAACGCAGAAUACGGAAGGUUAUUUUAUUGAUAUGAUAUCAAUAAAUCUGAAGUGCUGCCUUCUGAUGGGACCAGGGGAAGGUCACUGAGGUGAUCUAAAUAUUGCCUGGACUUGGUGUUGUUGAAAAUGAGGUUAACUUUCCUCUCCACGCUGGAGGACAGGCUGGACAUGAGAGGUGUUUUCAUGAUGUUGAGGAAGACUGGGAGUUGUAUAAAUAUUUAACCAGUAUGUUCAAAUGACUGAGUUCCAAUGAAMAACUAGACAUGCAAUGACUGUCCUCAAUGUGUGCACUAUUGUAAGGCCUGGAGUUAUCCAGGGAAAUGUGUUAGUCAACAUACAUGUGGAUUAGGACUAAUAACCUGCACUGCACUUAAACAGAGUGUGCACUUAUCAGGGGUUGACUGUAUUCAACUGACUCAUGUGCAAUUGUAAACUGUGUAACUGUGAAGCUAUCUGUGUAUUAACCACAGUUUACGCAGUACAGACAUGGCCACGACUUGGGGCCUGGUUCCUCUCUAGGUUUUUCCUAGGUUCCUGCCUUCUAGGGAGUUUUUCAUUAUCUGCGUCUGUAUUGCUUGCUGUUUUUGCUAAUGUAAAAAGGGCUUUAUGAAGUACAUUUGAGCUGAUGAACGGGGGAAGUGAAUGUGUUCGUCAGGAGACAAACUUAUAUUCCAGUUCCUAUACCUGCAUCUACCAGUAAGACUGAGUCCAUCCCACAUGUUACUGCCAGUAUGAACUGGUUUUAAGGAACUACAUAACAUGUGCUAGUUGUUCAGUGAGACAGGAAAAGAUGGAUGAUGAAUGAAAAAAUAUUUACUGAUUAUUUCAGGAUUUUAAAAAAUUGGUGAAUCUUUGAUAUGUAUGCUACAUAUUUAUGACAUAUUAUGUUCUCAUGUAAAAUAAUCUUGAAGGCUACAUAAUAUUUGUAUCCUAUUUUUGAUAAGUUAUGAAUAAGUUAUUUGUGUUAAAUUAUGUUUUUCGACUUUAUACUAGUGCAUUUUCUAUUUUCUCUGCUUCGAUAUAAUUAAAGUGACAAA